AUAAUGUCUCGCCACCACCACACGCCCCUGCCUCUCCUAUAAAUCCCUCCCAUUUCUCAUCACCACCACACGCCCCAUCCUCUCUCUCUCUCUCUCUCUCUCUCUCUCUCUCUAUCUAGACCAGCAACAAUGGCCCUCAGAGCUGCUCCGGCUUUCUCCAUCUUGAACCCCAAGGGGGUCAGUAACAGCCUCCUGAGCCCCUUUGGGUCCUCCUCCUCUGCUUCAAAGAGUGCUACUGGACAUGGGUUGGUGGUUUUCGCGACCAAGGGCGCUGCGAACAGCAAGCCGCUGACGGGGGUCGUGUUCGAGCCCUUUGAAGAGCUGAAGAAGGAGCUCAUGCUCGUGCCUACUCUCCCUCAGGCCUCUCUCGCUCGCCACAAGUACUCCGAUGACUGUGAGGCCGCUAUCAACGAACAGAUCAACGUUGAAUACAAUGUCUCGUAUGUGUACCAUGCCAUGUAUGCAUACUUUGACCGAGACAACGUCGCUCACAAGGGUCUUGCAAAGUUUUUCAAGGAAUCAAGUGAAGAGGAAAGAGAACAUGCUGAGAAGUUCAUGGAGUACCAGAACAAACGAGGUGGGAAAGUGAAGCUGCAAUCGAUUCUGAUGCCACUGUCUGAGUUUGACCAUGCUGAGAAGGGAGAUGCUUUGUAUGCUAUGGAGCUUGCACUGUCUCUGGAGAAGCUGACAAAUGAAAAACUUCUGAACUUGCAUGCUGUAGCGAGCAGGAGCAAUGAUGUGCAAUUGGCUGAUUUUGUUGAAAGUGAAUUCUUGGAGGAACAGGUGGAAGCCAUUAAGAAGAUGUCAGAGUAUGUUGCUCAGCUGAGAAGGGUGGGCAAAGGACAUGGUGUGUGGCACUUCGAUCAGAUGCUUCUCCACGAGGAAGCAUAAGUAGCUGCUUGAUGGUGAAGCUGCUGCUGGUAGUCUUGUUCUCUUUUGUUUGCUGACUUAGAGGAUGUUCUAUGCAGUUUUUUUUUUUUUUUUUUGUGUGUGGGUUUUUUAGGUUUUGAAUUAGAUCUUCGGGUGCAGUUGGUUACAGAAUGUUGUACUGAUGGUAGACUUCUGGGACUAGUUCACUCAUCUAUAUUAGUAUCAGUUGCGGAUGCUCAUGUUUUGAAAAGUAGUUCUUUGUUA
Molecule: messenger RNA, 1134 nt
Organism: Rhododendron vialii
Lineage: Eukaryota; Viridiplantae; Streptophyta; Magnoliopsida; Ericales; Ericaceae
Product: ferritin-2, chloroplastic-like
Exons: 8
Coding region: 130-891 (253 amino acids)
Biological process (GO): iron ion transport; intracellular iron ion homeostasis
Cellular component (GO): cytoplasm
Molecular function (GO): ferric iron binding; ferrous iron binding
Source: RefSeq, a predicted model, not a curated record